AUGGCGGCCCGAACCAUCCCACUCAAGCCUUGCUCUCCCCGCCUUCUAACCACUUCCCAUACGUCCCGUUUGCAUUUCUCUUUCUUCUCCCCCUCUCACCAAUUCCUCCGCCGGCUCCAUAGAAGCUCCCAGCUCCGCGUUCCCCCGCCAACCCCCUUCGUCCCGGAUACUCAAACCUUCCUAUCCCUAAUCGGCCGCAACAUGUCUCGCUUCGCCCCUAAAUUCGCGUCCUGGGACGAGCUAUUCACCCUCUCCUCCGCAGACUUGAAGGACCGGGGCAUCGAACCAGCCCGCCUUCGCCGCUAUCUGCUCCGCUGGCGCCAGAAGUUUCAACGCGGCGAGUAUGGGGUUGGUGGCGAUUUGGAACAUGUCGUUGAUGGCGCGGGUCAGCUGAGGGUGGUCGAGGUGCCCAGGGAUACAGUUCUGAAGAGGACGGCGGGGAAAAAUAGCACACCUACGGCCACGGAUGGUGGCCUAGGCAAGCGUGAAAUCCCCCCCUUCACAGUCACAGGCACUGCCACGCUGUCUCCCGGCAUGAAAUGGGCAGUAGUGAACCUGCCGCCUGGUGAGUCGCAGCCGACAGAGGUACCGCAGCCGCUCAAGAAAUAUACGAAAGUCUCCCUGGUGCGUGGCAACGUGCUAAGGGCGCCAUACCUGAAGUUGAUAAAAGGGUCAAAUGGAAUGGCGGGAAUCAUAAAGGUGCAGGAGGGUAUGUGGGAGGAUAAGCAGGGACGGAAGAUUGACGGGGGCGAGAGGAGGCAAGCGGAGUUCCACAACUCGAUUAUUACCAUUACGUAG
This is a messenger RNA of Histoplasma capsulatum G186AR, 798 nucleotides long. RefSeq lists its product as uncharacterized. Bases 1 to 798 code for a protein of 265 amino acids. Lineage: Eukaryota; Fungi; Ascomycota; Eurotiomycetes; Onygenales; Ajellomycetaceae. The transcript is spliced from 2 exons. Gene Ontology annotation, cellular component: mitochondrion. The record is from RefSeq and is a predicted model, not a curated record.